AAAGACCUAUAUAAACUCCCUUGAAUUGAUAACAAUGUGCCAGACAACAAGUAUGCACGCUCGCGGUUGGAUGUCUUGAGGAGCUAUCAAUAUCAUGCUUCUUCUUCUUGUAUACACCGACCACCCCGCCGCCACUGUACGAAGCAGUGUCGACAGGAUUUGUUGUGAUCAACAUUAUGCUGUCAGCUGUCCUAUGUCUUCAACUAGAAAGAAGCCAAAUAUGGAGUUUUUAUAAUAUUUUCGAUGGUCUUUUGGAGGAUUGUCAAUCGAUAUUCUUUUUCUUUUGUUCUAUUAAUCCAGUAUGUGUUGCCAUAUUUGAAAGGAAACUUCAUACAUAUAAAUCUUCCGGCACGAUGCGGAAAACUUUAAUUGACGGAUUUGGAAACGAUAUAUCACUCAACAUUCACCAGAUAAAUCAGGGAAAUAAGGAAUACUUGCCAAAAGCCAAAGAGUCCUUUGUCCACACGGUCACGGAUUUUUCUAAAAGGUUCUUUCUUGUCGAAGAUAUAUUUCCGCUUUUGAACAAUGAACCUAAAUCUGAUCAUCAAUUAUGUGGAAAAGGCUCUUUUAACAUUUAUCUGAAAGAUUUUAAAAGCAAAUUUAGAAAGAACUUUUAUGUUGCAGUUAUGGGUUUGAAAAAGAAGCUUUUAUACGAGGAAACUACAAAACUAUUGAGUAGUGAUAUCCUCUCUGAAUUUGGGCGGACUACGUCCAAAAUUGGAAUGAUAUUGUUGAAACUGAUAUUUCCUGCGGAGCUAAUAAACUUGAAGGAAUAUCAAAUUCUUCUUAAAAUUUUACCAUCCUACGUAGGAGAGCAGCAGAAUUACUGUAAUGAACUUUCAUUACACAAACAGGGAGGACUUCUACAAUGCCAUCAGAAGCAUUUAAGUUAUAACCAGAGCGAUGCUGAAAAAGAGACAAUUUUCAGCACUUACCUGGAGGAAUACAAUAAUGAAAUGAUACCAUUCGAAGAUUCUUUGUUCAAUAUUCAAAUCGACCUGAGAAAUGAGGAGGAUGUUUCAGAAAAAUUAACACAUUUUUGCUGUGAUCAAGAAAAUAAGUGUGUUGAAAUUUUAUCCGAAAAUAUAUUAUUUCAUACUGAUGAGAAGGAAUUCAGAAAAGAACAGGGAUAUUUUAAAAAAUCCGUGCGUUUUAUUGAUGACCAGGAAAUUAUAAAUAACAAAAUUUCACUAUUCCAAGAAGUAUCAUGGGAUAGCAAUCAAGUGCACUUGGACAAUAAACAGGAAUUUAAUGAAAAAUCAACAUGUUUCGAUGCUGAUCAGAAAAACGUUAGUUAUGAAAUUUCAUCAUUUAAAGAUGGAGUACUUGUUCAUGAUGAACUGGAUACUGAGAAUGCAUAUUCUGAAAAAUCAGCAUGCGAGAUUUCUGAACAGAUGAAUUUUUAUAAGGAAUUUGCAUUGUCUGAAAACACAUUUUCUAAUCUUAAUCAAAACAAUGAAUCUCAAGUGCCCACCUUUUCACAAAUUUUACAGAAAGAUAAUUAUUUUGAAAAUUUAAAUUCAUUUUGUGAAGAAUGCAAUUCUUAUUCAAGACAAAUAGAUGCUGAGAUUGAACUACCAGAGUUUCAGCCAUCUGACUCUCCGACCCGCCAUGAAGGCACACAGAUUUAAACCAUAAAACUGAAUGACCGGACUGCCGCAACAGCAACACUGGAGGGAACUGUGGUUGAGUCCUAAGGGCCAUCACCGGUCACGGUACAACCC
Messenger RNA from Argiope bruennichi, 1724 nucleotides. RefSeq lists its product as uncharacterized. The record is from RefSeq and is a predicted model, not a curated record. Lineage: Eukaryota; Metazoa; Arthropoda; Arachnida; Araneae; Araneidae. The transcript has 2 exons. Bases 177 to 1631 code for a protein of 484 amino acids.